UGUCUGAAUUUCGGAUUUUGUUCUUACCUAGGUGUAUUUAAUUACUAUAUUAUACUAAUAUAGUUACUGUUAUAAUUUUUAUGUAAUCAAUUAAUAAUACUAUUAUUCGCAAAAUGAAUGUUUUAUUACAGGGAAUGAAAAAUUUAAUACUCAAUAAUUCGCGUGAGUAAUACAAUGAAAUAACAAAGCUAAAACAUUAAUAAUUAAAAUGUAUGUUUUAGUAGUCGGAACACUUGGAACAAUAAGAUGUAUGGCAUCACUUAAUCAAAUGCACAAGACUGGUCCACAUAGGAAACCUAUGUUUAAACGUAAUCCAUUAGGGGACAAUCCAUUUUUAAAAGGGGUCGUCCUUAAAACGUUAAUACGAAAACCCAAAAAACCAAAUUCAGCCAAUCGAAAAUGUGUUUUGGUUCGUUUAAGUAAUGGCAAGGAAAUGAUAGCUUAUAUCCCUGGUGAAGGACAUAAUCUUCAAGAACAUAAUGUUGUUUUAGUACGCAAUGGUCGAUGUAAGGAUUUGCCUGGAGUAAAAAUAACAUGUGUAAGAGGAAAAUAUGAUUUGCCACAUGUUGUUAAGAAAACACAAACAAAUUCAUAAGUUUAAAUUAUUAUAAAUUGUAUUUAGUGUAGUACAAUUUUGAAUUAAUUAAUAAAAUAUACAAAUAUGUUGCUAAUGCAAUAUAAAAUGUUUCAAAAUAAGCAUUUUAAUUCUAAUUUAACUUUUUCAACCUUCUUUGCUUCUAGUCCAUCUAUAAUUUUCAACGGUGGUGGUGGUCUAAUUUUACGGCCAAAACGACCAGUUUUUCUUUGCCAUAAUCCAGAUCGUGGUCGAUUACCUAAUUCACGAUUACGGUUUGGACUGCCGAUAUGUUCUUUAAAGUGAUUUGCAUUAGAUAUUUGCCCUAAAAAACCAAAUAAAUGAGUAAAAUUAUUAAUUUAGUCAAAUCUUAGAUGAAUAGCAAACAUAAAAUUAUUCAUAGAAAUAAAUGUACAAUACAAGACACAUUGAAUAGAAUGAGUUUGGAAACUAAACAAUCCCUCUAAGGGUGUACAAUACAUAAUAGGUAUAGUUAAAGCAUCAAUUAUAAAUAUUCAACAGUGUAAGUUAAACAUUUUUGAUUUUUAUUUGGUAUAUUAUAUAAAAUAUAUAAAAUAUAAAAGAAAAGUGUUGCGGAAAAUAUAUGGCCCGGUCAAAGAUGAAAUAACUGGUGAGUGGAGACGAAGAAAGAACUUAGAGCUGGAAACACUAUACAGUAGUUCAGNUUAAUACGACCGGUUGUAGUGUAUGGAUCGGAAACAUGGCCACUCAGAAAAAUGGAUGAGCAUAGAUUCAUGGUCUUUGAAAGAAAAGUGUUGCGGAAAAUAUAUGGCCUGGUCAAAGAUGAAAUAACUGGUGAGUGGAGACGAAGAAAGAACUUAGAGUUGGAAACACUAUACAGCAGUUCAGAUAUUUUGGAGGUCAUCAGAGGCAGAAGACUACGGUGGGCUGGCCAUGCUUGGAGGAGCCAAAAUCCACUAUUACAUGCUGUGAUUGAACAAAACCCUGUAGGUAAAAGACCUCUGGGGAGACCAAAAAUGCGAUGGGAAGACAAUAUAAAAAAGGAUGUUGAACAUUUAGGAGGCUGUGCCAAUUGGAGAAAUCUGGCAUUAGAUAGAGAAGGAUGGAAGCUUGGUUGUGAGACGGGAUGGUCUUAACGGCCCAAUAAACCCAAAAAAAAAACAAAUAUUAUAUAAAAUGACCCAGUCAUACAGUGUUAACACAUUAAAGGCAAUAUUAAAGUUAAUUNAUUUUAAGAAAAGAAAUUUUAAUUUUAAUUUUUCAAUCAUCUUCAAAAAUGUAAAGUUAUACCAGAUGUAAUUAAAGACUUUCAGAGAGAAGAUAUGACACGACACAAGUUUAAAGUAUGUUUUUAAAUGAGUUUAGCAGUGUUAAAUUUAAGCAAAUUAAAAAACAUGAGAAACAUUUAUAAUAUUGAUACAAUAAAUAAUGUCUUACCAACUGUUGCCAUACAAUGUUUAGAAAGCGAAACUUGUAAUUUAGAUGGUAAUUGAACAAUAACUCUGUUAUUCACUUGUCUCAAAAUUGUAGCUGUCGAGCCAGCAGUAAAAACAUAAUGAGCACCUUCACCGGGCAUCUUUUCGAUACAAUGUACUUUCGUACCUUUAGACAACGCACCAAGUGGAUAUGCAUCUCCUUCUUUUGGAUUCACUUAUAUUUAAAUAUUAAAAUAAUUAUUCAAUUAAAUAUACAAUUUCAAAACAAUUGCCUUAAAUCAUAAUUUAUAAUAAUAAAAAUGUAUACCUGGAAUACGAGGAAUGAAUCCAGAUGUGAUUAAUGAGUCUCCCGGUUUCAUAUUAACAGUAGCAAUGAUAUAUUUUAAACUUGUUCCGCAACCAACUAAAGCCACUUUGGCUGUUCGACAACCACAAUCCAUUAUUUCUAGAACACGGUCAAUUCUAGGAGGAUCAUGUUCACUAGUUGGUCCAAAUCGUUUUAAAUCAACCCAAUGGUAUUUUUGUUUAAUACCACCACCCAAGCCUUUAACAACGACUCUGCCUGGAAAUAAAAAUAAUAAUAAUUUAAAUGAAUUUUCUUUACCAAUCAAAUAUAUUUAUGUCAUUUUUGAUGAAAAUUACUGUCUAAAAGUCAAAAUUAAUUACUAAGGAAUUUAAUGUAAUUUUUAUUUUAAUGAAUCUUGUAGAACCUAUUUUGUAUAAUCUUAUUGAUUAGAAGACAUUGUAUAUUUGAGAUCACCAUGAAGUUAGCAAAUAAAGGUUAUACAAAUGAGUAUCUGCUAAGGUAAAUUUAUUCUUUCAAAUCAAAGUAUUUCAAAUAAUUUAUACCAGUUUCAGGAUCUCUGCCUGCUAAAUGUUUGUUAUUCAAUGGUUUCACAGUGUAUUUUUCCGGCCAUUCAAUUUCUCGUCUAAAGCUUCUUGAUUUCGGAUCUGGUAACUCCAAGUGAGUAAAAUUCCAUUUAUUUCUAACUACAUUAAAAAAAAUGGAACUUUUACUGUUCAAUUUGGUACAAUCAAACACAGAAAAUCGUAAUGACGAUACAAUAAACGGCAUUGACAUUUCAGAAGGUAGUUAUAUAAAUUUACAUUAAACAGCUAACGGCACGAUUGCGAUUUAAGAAAGCACUUAAGUACACUUUAAUAUUUUCAAAUGUAUAAGAAAUAGGUACAAAAAUUAAAUUCCGGUGUCU
This is a messenger RNA of Cinara cedri, 3203 nucleotides long. Lineage: Eukaryota; Metazoa; Arthropoda; Insecta; Hemiptera; Aphididae. The record is from the annotation of a GenBank genome assembly.